Funneliformis geosporum is the source of this 146-nucleotide messenger RNA. The record is from the annotation of a GenBank genome assembly. Lineage: Eukaryota; Fungi; Glomeromycota; Glomeromycetes; Glomerales; Glomeraceae.
AUUUAAGUUCCUCCAUGUCACAUGACUCUGAUCGUGAAAAAUCUUCACAGUUUUUAAGAUUACAUGCUAAUUUAGAUGUAUUAACUUGCAGUUGCUUUGAUAAGAUGCAAGAUGUUAAUCUUAUGCUCUCAGAACUAACCUCAUAA